Messenger RNA from Microthlaspi erraticum, 1503 nucleotides. Lineage: Eukaryota; Viridiplantae; Streptophyta; Magnoliopsida; Brassicales; Brassicaceae. The record is from the annotation of a GenBank genome assembly.
AUGUCAUCUGACCAUAUAUCAGGUGGUGGAGCUUCGAAGACGAAGCAUAAGUGGAGCGCGAGCGGAAACCAGACCCAGAACCGAUCCAGGCCAAUGGUGGUCGCGAGACACGAGCGCUCGAUUCCUCUCGCCUCUCCGUCGAACUCGUUCGCGUCGGAGGACGAACACAACAUGCUCAAGAUAAAUCUGAGCUCGAUUUCCAAGCUCGAGGUUAGGAACUUGAAGCGGAAGCUGAACGCCGAGCUAGGCGAGGUUAGGAGCUUGAUCAAGCGGUUGGAUCCCCAAGGUGGAAACAUUGCGUCCAUGGCAGCUAAAACCGCUGCAGCAACUGGGAGAAGCAAGAAGCUGAAAACAGGGAAUAACGGAGGCAACAAGAAGAGUGGCCAUGGAGCUGAUAAAGGUACGGUUCAGAUUUUCAAGAACUGCAACAAUCUGCUUACGAAAUUGAUGAAGCACAAGUCUGGAUGGAUAUUCAAUGCGCCGGUGGAUGCUAAAGGACUCGGCUUGCAUGAUUACCACACUAUUGUGAAAGAGCCUAUGGAUUUGGGCACAGUGAAGACUAAGCUUGGGAAGAGUCUGUAUGAUUCGCCGUUGGAUUUCGCUGAGGAUGUGAGACUCACUUUCAACAACGCCAUCUUGUAUAAUCCGCUUGAGCACGAUGUGCAUAACAUGGCUAAGCUUUUGCUGAGCUUGUUUGAAGAGAAAUGGGUUUCCAUUGAGGCUCAGUAUGAUAAUCUCCACAGGAAGCUCAAAUCAACUCGUGAAAUCGACUUCCCUCGUCCUGCUGCUUCAACCAUUGCUCCUGUUGUAGAGCCGUUACGAGCUCCUGUUGUGGAGCCUUUACGAGCUCCCACGCCUUCCCCGUCUCCUCCUCCUCCUCUCCCGCCACCUCCGGUACUUGAGAACAGGACUUUGGAGAGAGCGGAAUCUAUGACAACACCGUUGGAACGUGAACCUGUUGUCGCCGAGAAGCCUGAAGAAGUAGAGGAAGAAGAUGAAGAAGAAGAGGAGGAGGCGCCUGUUAAUAGCAGGGACCUGACGUUGGAUGAGAAACGGAGACUCAGUGAAGAGCUUCAGGACUUGCCGUACGACAAGCUGGAGACAGUUGUUCAGAUUAUAAAGAAGAGUAAUCCAGAGCUCUCUCAGCAAGAUGAUGAGAUCGAGCUGGAUAUCGAUAGUCUUGACAUCGAAACGCUUUGGGAGCUUUAUAGAUUCGUGACUGGGUACAAAGAGAGCUUGAAUAAGAAGAACGAGGAUCAGGGAUUUGGUUCGGAGAGAGAUGCUGAGUCUGUUCACAAUAUUAUCCAAGAACCGACUACUCUAGCAACUGGCACCGAAACAUCGAGAGUUCAUGAAUCAGGAAAAGCAAUUCGGACGUCAUCUCCUGCUCGGCAAGCAAGUGGAUCAAGUAGUUCUAACAGUUCUAGUAGUGACUCAGGGUCUGGCUCUAGUGAUUCUGACAGUGAUAGCUCCUCAGGACGUGGAUCAGAUACUGGUAAUUAG